This is a messenger RNA of Orbicella faveolata, 1236 nucleotides long. RefSeq lists its product as uncharacterized. Gene Ontology annotation, biological process: DNA replication. Gene Ontology annotation, molecular function: DNA-directed DNA polymerase activity; DNA binding; nucleotide binding. The record is from RefSeq and is a predicted model, not a curated record. NCBI's taxonomy places the organism in Eukaryota, Metazoa, Cnidaria, Anthozoa, Scleractinia, Merulinidae.
AUGCCACCAGCCUCCAGCUACAAUCCAGACAGUAUGUCCGCCGAGAAAAAAUUCGAAUUCGAGCGCUGGUAUGCCAACAAGGUCCACAAUAACUACACCUUCCAUCUGAAAAGGGACAUGGAGGCUUACUGCAUCAGCGACGUCAAGCUCCUCAAAGCGGGCUGCCAGAAAUUCCAAGAGCAGUUUAAGCAAAAGGCCAGCUUUAACCCCAUGGAAAAAUGCUACACGAUCGCCUCUUCAUGCCACCGGUUCUGGUGCAAGAAACUACUCACUCCCGACACCAUCGCCUCUGAACCUCCUGGCGGCUGGCACGGGGCUCAAUCCAACCAGUCCGCCAAGGCCUUUAAUUGGCUAGCAUGGCAGGAACACCUUCGUUGUCACAGCCCCAACCACGACGAGCCUCGUGCAGACCACAUGAAGCAUGCCGACAAUGGGGGUGAGCAACGAGUGGCAAAUGUCCUGGUAGAUGGCCUGGAUGUACACAACAACACUGUGUACCAAUUCCACGGCUGUCUCUGGCACGGGUGUCCUCGCUGUUUCCCCCGCCAACGGGACAGAUAUCCCAUCUGCCACACCGAUCGCACCCUAGAAGAAGUCUACGAGCACACGCUAAAGAAACAGGCCCUUCUCAAGCAGCACGGCUACCAUCUCAAGAUCAUUGGCAGAACCAGUGCCGUGCGUCUUCACCACUCCGUUGACCAGAACCAGGCCAAACAAAUCAAAUACGGGGACGUGACUUCCUUGUACCCAUGGGUCAACAAGACUUGCGAAUACCCCGUUGGACAUCCUGAGAUCCUCACCAACCCCACCGACCAAGACAUCCACCACUACUUCGGCACGGCCUACAUUGACAUCCUUCCACCUCCACACCUUUACCAUCCCGUGCUACUGCAUCGCCAGACCGGUAAACUCAGCUUUCCUCUGUGCCGCUCCUGUGUCCAAGACCAAAUGCCACUUCCUCAGCGGGACAAAUUGUGGAGGUGCUCGCACACGGAGACUCAAUGCGCCUUGCGCGGAACUUGGUGCACGCCUGAAAUUCAAGAAGCUGUUCAACAGGGGUACAUCGUCCUGCACAUUCACGAGGUGUGGCAUUUUCCCCCAAAGCAAAGACGCAAGGGUCUCUUUGCCGACUAUGUCAACACCUGGCUAAAAAUCAAACAAGAAUCUGCUGGGUACCCCAGCUGUUGCCUCACCCCAGACGACAAAUUACUCUACGUGCGCCAAUACAAAGAAUGA